GUAGCUCGGGUGGGCGGGGCCUCAUACUGAUCCCGCCCCUACUCGGGAGGGGCCGUGCUGGCCAGCGCUCAGGCACUGAGCGGCGCUACACCGGCUGCUCGGCUCGGGCUCAGACUGCAGCUCCAGUGGGAGUGGGCGGUGGGGAUGACAGCGGCGGUGGCAGCGGCUGCGGUGCGGGACUAAGCGAGAGGCGAGCGAGCCGAGGAAAGAGGAGGAAGUAUAGCCGCGGCCCGGAGCUCUGGAGUCAGCUGCCGCGCCGUGGACCGCCCCAUAUUGCGGAGCCAGCCGAGUCCGGACCUAGAAAGACUUCCCGGCCGGCUCCGGCCGCCGCGGCUCCGCGCUCCUCGCCGGCGCCCUGCCCUGCCCCGCCUGCCCCAGCCCCGGGUUCUGGCGGGACGCUCCCUGGUCCGCGGUCCGGGACGUGUAGUCCGGACGCUCCGAACCCCCGACCCAGAUCCAGUGCACCGGGACGGGACGCUCCUGGCCCACCAUAAGGUUCCAGGGUUACGGGCUCGCUCACAGCCUUUCUGUAGUGUGUGUCGGAGCCCCCAGCCCUUCGGCCAGAGUUAAGGCGGAGUGCACCCCAGCCCCCUGAUUGAGUGCAAAGGAGUCCGGACGCCUCCAGACUCUGGUUCCCCGAAACCCGGACCUUCUGCCGCCUCUGACACGGUACUUCGGACUUGGGAUCCGUGCGAAAGUCCAGGAAGCCCCGGCCUGGUCCAGAGCCCCGUGAGGGGUCCCAGGCGGGCUGGACAGUCAGACUGAGCCAGACUGUGCUGGUGCUGCGAGCCGAAGCUGCCACCUUCCUGCCGCCCAGACGAGGAGCUGAACGCUUGCCCCGAAGAGAACACAAGAGAGAGCCGAGAGCUGCAGCUGGCCACCACUGAGCACUCCCUCUUCUCCCGGAUGAAAAUCUCCUACAGACUGAGGAGGAGCAGCGAGAUGCCAAGGGUGGAUGUGGUCGUGCCUUGAUCUCUUUGCAGCCCAGCUCUGCCUCUUUAGAGCUUUGAAGACACUGGAUCCUUAGGUUGCUCCUGUCUCUUGCUGCUGUGGAAAGAGCAGGAGUUUUGAGGUUGAAUGGGCCUGGGUUGGAUUCCUGGUUUCCAGCACCAGUUGAGCGGCACAGAUCCCUUUGGGGCUUUGUAGGACCCACAUACUGAAGUUCACCUCAGCCCCCAUCCACCAGACCAACUCAGCAUCUGCUCUCCCACUGAAGUGACAUCACCACCUCCAUGGACAAGACCCCUCUCCCCCAGGAGCCCAGCUCAUAGCCGCUGGUACCUUCUUCCAGGACCAGCUGGGGGCCUCCAUGGGCGCCUGAAGGCAGGGCGCCAGGGCCGCGGGCACGAGCAUGGUGAGACACCAGCCCCUGCAGUACUAUGAGCCGCAGCUCUGCCUCUCCUGCCUCACGGGCAUCUACGGCUGCCGCUGGAAGCGCUACCAGCGUUCUCACGAUGACACCACGCCGUGGGAGCGCCUCUGGUUCCUGCUCCUGACCUUCACCUUCGGCCUCACGCUUACCUGGCUGUACUUCUGGUGGGAAGUCCACAAUGACUACGAUGAAUUCAACUGGUACCUCUACAACCGCAUGGGCUACUGGAGUGACUGGUCCGUGCCCAUCCUCAUGGCCACAGCAGCUGCCUUCACUUACAUCGCUGGCCUCCAGGUCCUGGCACUGUGCCACAUCGCCGUGGGGCAACAGAUGAACCUGCACUGGCUGCACAAGAUCGGGCUGGUGGCCAUCCUGGUGGCCACCGUGGUGGCCAUGUCGGCCGUGGCCCAGCUGUGGGAGGACGAGUGGGAGGUGCUCCUCAUCUCCCUGCAGGGCACAGCACCGUUCCUGCACGUGGGGGCCCUGGUGGCUAUCACAGCACUCUCCUGGAUUGUGGCAGGACAGUUUGCCCGCGCAGAGCGAUCCUCCUCCCAGAUAGCUAUUCUCGGAAUCUUCUUCACUGUGGUGUUUGCCCUCUACCUGGCCCCUCUCACCAUCUCCUCUCCCUGCAUCAUGGAGAAAAAGGACCUGGGCCCCAAACCUGCCCUCAUUGGCCACCGUGGGGCCCCCAUGCUGGCCCCAGAGCACACGCUGAUGUCCUUCAGGAAGGCCCUAGAGCAGAAGCUGUACGGACUCCAGGCUGAUGUCACCAUCAGCCUGGAUGGGGUGCCCUUCCUCAUGCACGACGCCACCCUGCGGCGCACCACCAACGUGGAGGAGGAGUUUCCGGAGCUCGCCCGCAGGCCCGCCUCCAUGCUCAACUGGACCAUCCUGCAGAGGCUCAACGCCGGCCAGUGGUUCCUGAAGACGGACCCGUUCUGGACAGCCAGCUCCCUGUCACCCUCCGACCACAGGGAGGCCCAAAACCAGUCCAUCUGCAGACUAGUGGAGCUCUUGGAGCUGGCCAAGGGCAAUGCCACGCUGCUGCUCAACCUGCGUGACCCGCCGCGGGAGCACCCCUACCGCAGUAACUUCCUCAACAUCACGCUGGAGGCCCUUCUGAGCUCAGGCUUCCCCCAGCACCAGGUUCUGUGGCUGCCCAACAGGCAGAGGCCCUUAGUGAGAAAGGUGGCUCCCGGCUUCCAGCAGAUGUCAGGCUCCAAGGAGGCGGCCGCCAGCCUGAGGAGAGGCCACAUCCAGCGGCUGAACCUGCGCUACACUCAGGUGUCCCGCCAGGAGCUCAGGGACUAUGCAUCCUGGAACCUGAGUGUGAACCUCUACACGGUCAAUGCUCCAUGGCUCUUCUCCCUGCUGUGGUGUGCAGGGGUCCCGUCCGUCACCUCCGACAACUCCCACACCUUGUCCCAGGUGCCUUCCCCACUCUGGAUCAUGCCCCCGGACGAGUACUGUCUCAUGUGGGUCACCGCCGACCUGAUCUCCUUCACCCUCAUCAUUGGCAUCUUCGUACUCCAGAACUAUCACUUGAUCAGGUGGCGCCUGGGUGGCAUCCGGAGCUACAACCCCGAGCAGAUCAUGCUGAGUGCCGCAGUGCGCCGGACCAGCCGGGACGUCAGCAUCAUGAAGGAGAAGCUCAUCUUCUCAGAGAUCAGCGAUGGCAUGGAGGUCUCCGAUGAGCUCUCUGUGUGCUCGGACAACAGUUAUGACACGUAUGCCAACAGCGCCACCACCCCGGUGGCCCCACGAGGGAGCGGCAGCCGUGCCAAGACCCUCACAGACCGGAGUGGGCGUUAGCUGAAGACCCGUCUGUCCAGCUGUACCUCGUGUGGAGACCAGAGAAGCCCACAGAACUGGCAGAAGCAUGCUCGGGGUGCUAAGUCCACAGGCUCCUCAUUGGCUCCGGUCCCUUGUCAGCCAUAGCCUCUCUUGGAGGGGCUCCCCUCUAGCCUCUCAGAUGCCCCUGCAGGCCUGGGGCUCCUUUUUCUGGGAAGUUUGGGGCCCAGGGCCCAGGGCCUGGUCCACUCCUUGAGGCCCUCCUUUGCAUCCUUACCUGGAAGCUUUGGGGGGUCACUGGGCUGUGCCAUGCCCCCUGCAGCAGCAGAGGAUGUGGAGCCUGCGUGUGCCCACGUGUGUCUGUUCUCCUGUCUGUGCUGUGAGGAAACCGCCUUCCCAGUGAUUCUCCUGCCUCAAGGGGCUGGGCUGGGCCUCUGCCCCAGCACCUCCGCUCUUCCAUCAGUCUCAAAGCACAAAGAAGCUCGGCCCAGGAGGAAUGCCUGCUCCAGUGGCGGGAACACUUGUCUUCCCCAACCAGCCUCCCGCUGAUGCUGGCCAUGUCCCCCAGGAGCCGCUGGAGAUAGCAAGAGCAGGCUCAGGGCUGCUGGAUCCACACCCAGGAGAGAUCCACAGACUGACAUGACCUCAGGUUCCCACGUCAGUGGCCAAGAGCAGGGGCCACCUGGGAAAAGUGUUCAGGCAUGGUUGAUGGUGGGUGUAUGACCAAGGAGGCCUGCAGUGGAGGGAGCCUGAGGGGCCUUGGCCAGGAUGAUUAAAGCUGCCAUCUUGA
Bubalus bubalis (water buffalo) is the source of this 3953-nucleotide messenger RNA. It is a transcript of the gene GDPD5, whose product is annotated as glycerophosphodiester phosphodiesterase domain containing 5. The transcript is spliced from 21 exons. The record is from RefSeq and is a predicted model, not a curated record. Bases 1352 to 3184 code for a protein of 610 amino acids. Lineage: Eukaryota; Metazoa; Chordata; Mammalia; Artiodactyla; Bovidae. Gene Ontology annotation, biological process: lipid metabolic process; positive regulation of neuron differentiation. Gene Ontology annotation, molecular function: glycerophosphodiester phosphodiesterase activity. Gene Ontology annotation, cellular component: plasma membrane.